Messenger RNA from Chrysochloris asiatica (Cape golden mole), 503 nucleotides. RefSeq names its product cyclin-dependent kinase 20-like. Gene Ontology annotation, biological process: protein phosphorylation. The transcript is spliced from 4 exons. The record is from RefSeq and is a predicted model, not a curated record. Gene Ontology annotation, molecular function: ATP binding; cyclin-dependent protein serine/threonine kinase activity. NCBI's taxonomy places the organism in Eukaryota, Metazoa, Chordata, Mammalia, Afrosoricida, Chrysochloridae. Gene Ontology annotation, cellular component: nucleus. The annotation marks the transcript as partial.
AUGGACCAGUACUGCAUCUUGGGUCGCAUCGGGGAGGGUGCCCACGGCAUUGUCUUCAAGGCCAAGCACGUGGAGGUGGUGCAGCUGAAGGCUGUGUUCCCGCAUGGUGCUGGCUUCGUGCUGGCCUUUGAGUUCAUGCUGUCCGAUCUAGCUGAGGUGGUGCGCCAUGCACAGAGGACACUGGCCCAGGCCCAGAUCAAGAGCUAUCUUCAGAUGCUGCUCAAGGGUGUUGCCUUCUGCCACGCCAACAACAUUGUUCAUCGAGACCUGAAACCAGCCAACCUGCUUAUCAGCACCUCAGGCCAGCUCAAGAUAGCGGACUUUGGCCUGGCAUGUGUCUUUUCCCCAGAUGGCAGCUGCCUCUAUACCCACCAGGUGGCCACCAGGGCAGUCUCCUGUCAGACCAGGCUUAGCAGUAACUACUGUCCUCUCCUUUACAGAUGGUACCGAGCCCCUGAGCUCCUGUAUGGUGCCCGGCAGUAUGAUCAGGGUGUCAACCUUUG